Messenger RNA from Myxocyprinus asiaticus (Chinese sucker), 2437 nucleotides. Its product is annotated as neugrin-like. Gene Ontology annotation, cellular component: nucleus. The transcript is spliced from 4 exons. Bases 80 to 991 code for a protein of 303 amino acids. NCBI's taxonomy places the organism in Eukaryota, Metazoa, Chordata, Actinopteri, Cypriniformes, Catostomidae. The record is from RefSeq and is a predicted model, not a curated record.
UGGUUAAACCCAAUGCUUCCGGCGGCAUAAUGUCACAGUGAAGAGCACGAGGUGCACUCUUUAUUUUUCUAACAACAGAAUGGUCGCACCCUGGAGAAUGGCCCAAAUGCUGGCCACUCUCCUAUCACCUGCUACUUGCCAGGUUUGUCGCCAUGCCAGCCGAAAUACGCUUGGGUGGGUGUCUCAGAAGUAUUCUGAUUCCCAUCCAAAACAGAGGCAACAGAAAGAUAUGUUUGAACAAGAAGAUAUGGAUGCAGUGGAAGCCAAAUUGAAGUCUAUUGUGAACGAAGAGAGGAGAAGGCAAAAAGCAGCCAAGUUCCACAAGAUCAAGAGGCAAAUGAACAAACCUGGAGCGCCAGAGAGAAUACUCAGCUGGGAAGCCAUUGAGCAGAUAAGAUAUUUAAAGCAGGAGUCCCCAGACGAAUGGACUAUACAGAAGUUAGCGGAGGGUUUCUCUGUAAGUUCUGACGUCAUCUCCAGAGUCCUCCGCAGCAAAUUCACCCCAACAACAGAGCGAAAGCUCCAGCAGGACUCUAAAGUGUUGCCCAGUAUUGGGCAGCUGUCUUUCAGAGAUGACAAAGCUGGACAGUCCAGACUACCACUGCCAAAAAAUGCUACACCAGCCAUACUCACAUCGGGAAACACAGGUGCACUAACAACACUGAGCAAUGGAGCUCUUUCAGUGAAGGAGGGUGAGACAGGACUGAUGCCCUCUGGUGGUAAUGUCCCAUCAGUGUCAAGAGUAACAUCUCAACUAUCGGCCACACAGAAAUUGACACCUAUUUUACAGGAGAAGCCUGACUCUUUGCAAAAGACCACUGAAAUGGACGUGAGAGAUGAUACUGAGUUGGAAGAUGAAUGGGAUGGAGUGAUUCUGACAGAAGAAGAUCUGGAGCAGAUCAUGCAAACACUGCAGGAAAAGCCCAGUCCAGUGGAACAGAAGGGACAAGAGUUUUUUGACAGUGAUGGAAACUUCCUAUACAGAAUCUGAGUGAUUAAAAGUCACAUUUAUCAACAGCUGUCACUGUGAUCUAGAAUGUUCUUUUGAAUAUUGAUUAUGAACAUGAUUGAAACGUUAAUACGAGAAGAACUGUGUUACAAUUUGUAGUUUGUAACUAAAUCUAGAUGCCUCAGUGCACACUUCCCAAGCUACCUUUCCAAUUCUGAAAGUUAAAAUCAGCAGCUCAUUGAAGAGGAAUGAUACAAAGGCAAACUCAGUGGGACAAAUCAAUUUAUUUCUCAAACAAACAGUUCCGUUACAAAUAUACAGAGUAAAAAAUAACAGAUACAAAGUUGGAGUAGCUGUAUAUGUACUGAGCUUCACAACUACUAAGUACACUGAUUUUGCACAACAAGAAAAAUUUUACACCUCUCAUAAAUAAAAAUGCUGUCACAAAUGAAAUUGUUUUGCUCUACACUUCAGUUGCAUUGCGAACAUGAUUACUAGUACUACCCAAAGCAUGGAGAGCAAACCAAACAAAAUGAAACUUAAUUUAUCUGAAAUUUAGCAUGUGUAUUAAGUAAAGGUAAUAUUGCCUAAAUCUCAAUUACAGGCAUGUUUUGUUACUUCUGAUAUAUUACCAACUGACAGAUGAACUGUUUGUCCAAGCUCAUGUUACCAACACUGGUAAUUCUUUCAGAAAUGAGAUCUUGACUUUGAAUUAUAGAAGAUGAGCUUGACAUUUCAUUGGAAGGCACAAACUGCCUCCAUGCUAGGCACUUGAAUCAAAAUGUACACUAGUUUUACAUUUUGUACACAAAGUAAAACUAAAAACACUUUAUAAUGCAUAAUCUGAGUCUUUGCGAAUGAGAUUGUCGUUCUCAGAGAAAAUAAAAGAUUUUUGAUUAGGUGUGUGUAACUAAAACUAUUACUAGAGAUUUUGAAAAAUAGCCAAAAAUUGACUCCAAAGUAAACCUAUUUCACUGUGGAGCUGAUAUUUAAUACACACUUCCUAGAAAACAUGCACUACAUCAGAAUUGAAACAUCUGUCCAAACAGAAAUGACCAACUGAAAGUUGCUAAGUCCUUCUAUUGCAUAUGAAUAUUCAAAAUUAAAUUAUAUGAUCAAAGAGUUUAGGCCACUGCAUCUGUUCUCGGCUGAAGUUUGCUGCACACAAAUGAAAAUUACAUGCAAAAUUAUUGCAACUAAUGGUUUGGCUACACAAACGCAUGGUCAGGUUUUGACACAUGGUCAGAGUCUCUGUGCAAAUGGUGAUACAUUUCACACCUCUGCUUGAUAACAUGUGACUUUCUUUUUUCAAAACAAGAAAUCAGAAACAUGAAAAUGUUGCUAGCUAAGAGAACCGUUCUGUGAACUACAAAACUUGGGAAAAAUGUGCAAAAUUGUACACAAAGUACAACUGUAUUCUGUUUUACAUGCAUCUGCGUCAUUGCUUUCAUGAUGUUAAUAAAAAUAUGAUUUUUUAUAAAAUUUUAA